AUGAGUAGUACACCAAUGGACCAAGAAGAAGACAGAGAUGAUUUAAAGGAAUUUGAAACAGGACCUUUAUCUAUAUUGAUGGAAAGUGUUAAAAAUAAUACUCAGAUUCUAAUCAACGUUAGAAAUAAUAAAAAGUUGUUGGCUAGAGUUAGAGCUUUCGAUCGUCAUUGUAAUAUGGUUUUAGAAAAUGUAAAAGAAAUGUGGACUGAAGUACCAAAGACAGGUAAAGGAAAGAAGAAGGCAAAGCCAGUAAACAAGGAUCGUUUCAUUAGUAAAAUGUUUUUAAGAGGUGAUUCUGUUAUUUUGGUAUUAAAGAAUCCAUUGGGUAACUAA
Cavenderia fasciculata is the source of this 333-nucleotide messenger RNA. RefSeq names its product LSM domain-containing protein (gene snrpD2). The record is from RefSeq and is a predicted model, not a curated record. Gene Ontology annotation, molecular function: RNA binding. The transcript is spliced from 3 exons. Gene Ontology annotation, cellular component: catalytic step 2 spliceosome; U2 snRNP; precatalytic spliceosome. Gene Ontology annotation, biological process: RNA splicing; spliceosomal snRNP assembly. Lineage: Eukaryota; Evosea; Eumycetozoa; Acytosteliales; Cavenderiaceae. The coding region runs from base 1 to 333 and encodes 110 amino acids.